UCUCUCUCUCUCUCUCUCUCUGGUUCUCUUGUCUUCUACUUCCGCCAUGGUCUCUUUGCCUCAUGCAUCCUUUUGGGCCAGGGGAUUUCUGCUGCUGCUCCUCUCAUGACGCGGUUUUAUAAAGGUGAAGUAUGACCAUUACAGCUGAUACGCAGUUGGGCAUUCAAUAUCUUUGAUCUCGAACUUCCUAGGAAAGGAAGAGCUAGGUUUGGGACCUUGAAUUCUGAUUAAUCAGGUUUUGGUUGUGACCACAAUGCAAACAACUAUAUGCUUCACGAACCAUGGAGGAGUUGGCCAGUUUUCGGUUCCUCAGCCACCCCAGGCUACGCCACUUCCUUGGUGGAUCGGAUCCCAAUCGCUCUUCGAGGGCCACUCCAACGGUGAGGACCAGCUACCAGCUGCAUCCCGACAACUGCAUCAUGCAGUAGUCCCAAGGGUUGGACCAGGGCCAGCAGUCACAGAGGAAAAAGACCACAAUGUCUCAAUAAAAGAACAAAAAUCUCAACAACAGUCUGCAGUCAUCUCUCUUAUGCCAUCAUUUCCUGAACAUUCAGGUCAUGUUGAACUUGAACUUGGUCAUUCCAUGGUUUAUCCUAAUUACUCCUAUGGUGACCAAUGCUAUGGCCUAUAUGCAACUUAUGGACCUCAAUCAAUGCAUGGGAGAAUGCUCUUGCCAAUGAAUAUGACAGCUGAUGGACCAAUUUAUGUGAAUGCAAAGCAGUUCCAUGGUAUCCUUCGUCGAAGACAGGCUCGUGCCAAGGCUGAAAGACAAAACAAGUUGAGCAAAGUUAGGAAGCCCUAUCUACAUGAGUCACGUCAUCUUCAUGCAAUGAGACGAGCAAGGGGCAGUGGUGGUCGAUUUCUGAACACAAAGAAGGAAAGCAGUGGACAAGUAAUGAAUUAUGGCAGUAAAGUGAAAGAUUCAGCACCUCAUCAUCCUACCGAAUCUCCAAGCUCUGAUAUAAUGAAAUCUGAUAGCGGAAAUCUGAAUUCAUCUAGCGGUGGGUCAAGCGUUUCAGGAUCAGAGGCGACAAGCGUGUGCACGCACAAAAAUCACAAUAACUUCCAUGUCAUUGAGCAUCUUCGCUCGUCUUUCUUUCGCCCUCUCUCAAGUAUGAUUGAUGGAGAGCAAGGAGCGGCCGGUAUGUCUAAUCAGUGGGUCUCAGCAGCUGAUGGCUGCUGUGACCUUCUCAAGGUCUGAGGAAAGAGAUACCGAGGAGGGGUGGAUGCAAGUUGUGUUCAUUUGACUUUACACCCCUCCAAAACUUCACACAGCCAGAUGGAAAAGCUGAUCACUGCCCAUUUGGUUGUUCUCUGAAGGCAAAUCAUUCUUGGCUUAUCUGCAUGGCUAUCAGUGUCCUUGUUCCACAGUUCCUGGACUGCACCAGUUUCAGGACUGUUAGGAUGACUGAAGCUUCAUGCACUAUGGAAACCAUGACAGGGCUCUGUUCCUGUUAGUAGGGCUGCUACAUCAGAAUAAGGAUUUGACUGUUGAUUAAGUCCAUAGUUUGAGGUAUGUUGUUGAAGAUAGUAUUCAUGUAUGAUGUGUUGCUUGACUGGUGUUUGCAAACUUUUGAUGGUUGCCAUUGUUAAGAUUGUCAGUUGUGGUGUGAUCUAUUUGCAACUUUAUAUGUAUAUUUGUUUCAUGUUUCUGUUU
This is a messenger RNA of Musa acuminata subsp. malaccensis (wild Malaysian banana), 1657 nucleotides long. RefSeq names its product nuclear transcription factor Y subunit A-7. Gene Ontology annotation, biological process: regulation of transcription by RNA polymerase II. NCBI's taxonomy places the organism in Eukaryota, Viridiplantae, Streptophyta, Magnoliopsida, Zingiberales, Musaceae. Gene Ontology annotation, cellular component: CCAAT-binding factor complex. The record is from RefSeq and is a predicted model, not a curated record. Gene Ontology annotation, molecular function: DNA binding; DNA-binding transcription factor activity, RNA polymerase II-specific.